UUUAUAGGAUCAGCCUUCCCUCUGAAGAACUACAAGAUGAGUGUCUGGAGUUGGCUUACUUUCCCUCAGGGGAUGUUACUGUACCUUGCUCUCCAAACAGCUGCUGUUCAGCUCCCCCCUGAACUUCACAAUUGUACCAGCAAUGGUCAGAAAAUCUCCUUCAGCCACUCAUACAAGAUUGACCUACCUAAAUCAUCCCAGAUCAAGGUGGAGGCGGACCCGUUGCCGCUCAAAGACGACAGUCAUGUGCUGCUUGCUGCUGGGGAUGCGGAUGAGGAGGAGGAGCAGAAUAUCAUAUUCAGGCACAACAUCCGAGUUCAGACACCAAGAGGUGACUGUGAAGCUUUGGGACACAUCAAAGAUCUGCUGGAAAGGAUGAAAAAGAUGGAGGAAGAAAUGAUGGUACUAAAGGAGGCCUGCAGUAUACAGAGGUGCUGUGGGGGAGUUCAAGGUGUCUCGAAUUGCAGUGGACAUGGAACUUUCAUGCAAGAGAUCUGUGGAUGUGACUGUGAUGAAGGCUGGGAGGGCAACGAUUGCUCCCACCCCAGCUGCCCCAACAAUUGCAACGGCAAUGGACGCUGCGUUAAUGGCAAAUGCAUCUGCAGCAAACCCUACGUUGGUGAAGACUGCAGUCAGCGGCUGUGCCCUAAGAACUGCAGUGGCAAUGGGAUCUGCAACAAUGGUGUGUGCCAGUGCUAUGAGGAGUUCAUGGGAGAUGACUGCAGUGAGAAGAGAUGCCCCAACGACUGCAGCGGCAAUGGUUUCUGUGACAGUGGCGAGUGCUAUUGCCACGACGGUUUCAUUGGGCUUGACUGCUCCCAGGUCAUUGCUCCUCAGAAUGUGCAGCUGCUGAAGACCACGGAAGAUUCUUUGACCUUCAGCUGGGAUCAGGUGCCCGAUGUGGAUUAUUAUCUCCUUAGCUAUUAUCCAAUAGGGCACGAGGCCUCUGCAGUACAAGUCCGAGUGCCAAAAGGACAGCUCAGCUAUGAGAUCCUGGGCCUUCGCCCUAGCACAAAGUAUCAGAUCACACUUCGCUAUGUGAAGAAGGGGAUUUCCAGUAACCCAGAACACCUACAAGCAAGGACAGCCCUAUCUGCAAUUAGCGCUGCCUGGGUGACAGAGGAGAUGGAGGACUCGCUGGAAGUGGAGUGGGAGAACCCCCCAACAGAGCCAGACUAUUUUAAACUGAGGUUCAGCUCACCGCAAGGGCAGGAGAAGGAGGUGGUGGUGCCUAAAAGCAGUGACCCCAAGAGCAGAUACAUCAUCAGCGGCCUGAAGCCUGGCACAGAGUAUAAGAUCAUUAUCAUAUCUGUGAAGGAUGAGAUUGAAGGAAAACCAUCUAUAGUGAAUGGCCGCACUGGAAUAGACAGCCCAACUAACCUGGAGACCGACCAAGUGACAGAGGACACAGCUACCAUCUCCUGGAACAGGGUCCAGGCUCCCAUUGACAGAUACAUGGUGAGCUACACCUCAGCUGAUGGGGACACCAGAGAGAUAGCUGUAGGGAAAGACCAGAAUACCACUACCCUGAUGGGUCUGAAGCCAGGCAUGGAGUACGUGACCUACAUCUGGGCUGAGAAGGAAGGCCUGCAGAGCAAGAGAGCCAACACUAAAGCUGAGACAGAAAUUGACAGCCCAACAAACCUGGUGACGGACCGAGUGACAGAGGACACAGCUACCAUCUCCUGGAAUGAAGUGCAGGCUCCCAUAGACAGAUACAUGGUGAGCUACACCUCAGUUGAUGGGGACACCAGAGAGAGAGCCGUGUGGAAAGACCAGAGCACCAUCACCCUGACAGGUCUGAAGCCAGGCAUGGAGUACCUCAUCUACAUCUGGGCUGAGAAGGGAGGCCAGCAGAGCAAGACGGCAAACACUAAAGCUGUGACAGAAAUUGACAGCCCAACUAACCUGGUGACCAAUCAAGUGACAGAGGACACAGCCACCAUCUCCUGGAACAGAGUCCAGGCUCCCAUAGACAGAUACAUGGUGAGCUACACCUCAGCUGAUGAGGACACCAGAGAGAUAGACGUGGGGAAAGACCAGAGCACCACCAGCCUGACGGGUCUGAAGCCAGGCAUGGAGUACAACAUCUACAUCUGGGCUGAGAAGGGAGGCCAGCAGAGCAAGAGGACAAACACGAAGGCAGUGACAGACAUUGACAGCCCAAUUAACCUGGUGACCGACCGAGUGACAGAGGACACAGCCACCAUCUCCUGGAACAGAGUCCAGGCUCCCAUAGACAGAUACAUGGUGAGCUACACCUCAGCUGAUGGGGACACCAGCGAGAUAGCUGUGGGGAAAGACCAGAGCACCACCACUCUAACGGAUCUGAUGGCAGGCAUGGAGUACAUCAUCUACAUCUGGGCUGAGAAGGGAGGCCAGCAGAGCAAGAGAGCAAACACGAAAGCUGUGACAGAAAUUGACCCUCCCAAGAACCUCCGUGUAUCAGAUGUGACACAGUCCAGUGGCGUAGUUACCUGGACACCACCUGCUGCACAGAUCAGUGGCUACACUCUGACCUACCAGGCUCCAGAUGGCACCAGCAAGGAAGUGCAACUGGGUCCUAAUGAGCAAAGGUUCAUACUGGAAGGCCUGGGACAAGGAGUGAGGUACACAGUCUACAUGGUGGCCUUUAAGGGUGACCGCCGGAGCAGAAAGGCAGCCAACACCUUCUUGACAGUUGCCUUCCUCUACCCAUAUCCUGCUGACUGCAGCCAGACCCAGCAAAAUGGGAAUGCCACCAGUGGCAUGUACAUGAUCUACUUGAAUGGUGAUGCUGGCAGGCCCAUGCAGGUGUACUGCGACAUGACCACCGACGGAGGUGGAUGGAUAGUGUUUCAGAGGCGGAACACAGGGCAGCUGGAUUUCUACAAGCGCUGGAGGAAUUAUGUCGAAGGCUUUGGAGAUCCCCUGGGGGAAUUUUGGCUUGGUCUUGACAAGCUGCACAACCUCACUAGCAGUACUCCCAUCCAAUAUGAGAUCCGGGUGGAUUUGCAAACCUCCAAUGACUCUGCCUAUGCUGUUUAUGACUUCUUCCAGGUGGCUUCAAGCAAGGAUAAGUACAGGCUCUCUGUGGGGAAUUACCAAGGCACUGCCGGGGAUGCGCUGACUUACCACAAUGGCUGGAAAUUCACCACCUGGGACAGGGACAACGAUGUGGCUCUGAGCAAUUGUGCAAGGUCGCACCAUGGCGCCUGGUGGUACAAGAACUGUCACUUAGCUAACCUCAAUGGCAAAUAUGGAGAAAACAAGCACAGUGAGGGGGUCAACUGGGCGCCAUGGAAAGGCCAUUUGUUCUCCAUCCCUUACACUGAAAUGAAGAUCCGUCCUCAAUCAUCCAGCAAUGAACCAAUCCUGGGGAGGAAAAAAAGGUCUCAGGCAGGGAAGAGGAAGACGACCCCCAGGGCCUAAAAUGGCCUCCAAGCAGGGCCGAGCCUGUCAAUUCCUGACAAUGGAAUUCCAUUAUUUUGUAACAAAGUGUAAGGACUUGAACAGCUUGUUCCAAUACUUAUGUAACCAAUGCCCAGCCUGCUUCAGCCCCUGCUCUGAGCUCUCUGGGUUCACAACCCAGCCUACUUUAAGCAUUUGGAGGCUAUUGACAAAAGUCACCAGCACAGAGUGGGAGGGGACUGAUGGGGAAUAUUAACAUUUACAGCUAUUCUGAUUGGCUGAACUCGACAAGGACCUGACUGGUCCAAUGCACACAGGUGACCUAUUUUCCCUGAUCAUUAUGAACCUUACAAGCAAGCUUUGAACUUAUGCUGCUGCUUCCCACAAUCCAAGUUGCUGACACCCCGUAUUUGCAAAUGCCCUUCACUACUAGAUAUUGCUACCAGCUACUACUGUAACUUCUCAGGCCUCAAGGGGGCAUUGUGAAGUUAAAAUGCAUCAUCUUGUCAAGUUAAAAUGCAUCAAGUUAAAAUGCACCCUCAUCUAUGUUGGAAAUAACCCCGUGCAUUGAUAAUUUUAAGAGUCUAGUUUACUUGCUUCUGGUUUUGCUCUGUGUUUUUCUUCUCCCAGUUUCCAGCUUUGAUGAUGAAAAGAGGCCAUUGCGCUUUGCUUUUAUUAAUAAUCAGCCCCUAGUUACUUUCUCUUUCAGAUCCUCAUGCUCUAGCACAACGCCACAGUCCUUGGGUUGUCUACACUGUGGGGAAAGAUUUGGUUUUCAAACACUGCUUCUUUUGGAAUUUUAAAAACAACAUGGGAACAUUUCACCUAGUUUUAAGUUUUUGUAUAAGCUUCUUUUUAUAAAAACCUACAUUUCCCAUCUAAAUUAAACCUAACAGCGUCACUAUAAAGCCACUCGUUAUGAGGCCCCUGAGUUCAGGUUUAUCCUGAGGACUGGAAUGAGGAAUAUGUACCAAUAGGGGAUUUGUUGUCAGAUGGCAUCAACAUCAGAAUAGCCGAGAGCACCUGAGUUCUCUGAAUAGGAUUCUUUUGGUGACCUCGGACAACUCAUUUAAUCCCUCUGCCUCAGUGUUCUGAUCUGCAAGAUGGGGAGAAUAAUAGUCACCAACCUACCUCAGAGGGGUGUUUUGCGUGUUACUUAGUUAAUGCUGGCAAAGCGCUUUGAAGAUAAUUAAGUACUAAAUAUUAUUUUGAGUCCAACAGCUAAUUCUUCACAGGAGAGAAAUCUCUUCACUCAUCCCUCUCUCUCCUUGGUCCAUGCAGUACCUGUCUCCUCUUCCUUCACCUCUCAGUGCUGGAUGCAGAACGUUCUCUACUCUUAAAGGUACAGUCCCACCAGGACAGGUGUUGAGCAUCAUGAUAUGCUUUCUGUUAAACUGCUGGUAAAGUUAAUCAACCCUGGUUUAAACUCUGUUGUCUUGGGUCCUCUAAUUCCAGCUCCAUGUCUCUUCAUGCUAAAAUCCUUCUGUAUAAUUUAAUUGUAACCUUUGGAAAGCUGUGUCUUCCAGCCAAAACAAAUGCCUAGGAGGGAGUACAGUAUAUUCAUGUUCACAAACUCCUAGGCAGGCUUCAUAAAGAGGUGGAGGGGCAGAAAAAAGUGGUUGUACUAAGCUCUGUCUGCUCAUGAUGCCAAAAUAAGAUGCCACUCACAGGUGACUGUGAAGAAUUUUCACAGUAUGAGGGUUGUCUUCACAUACAGCACUAGUGCAGCUGCGCUGCUGUAGCACUUAAGUGAAGACACUCCUGUACUGACAGGAGAG
Molecule: messenger RNA, 5168 nt
Organism: Chrysemys picta bellii (western painted turtle)
Lineage: Eukaryota; Metazoa; Chordata; Testudines; Emydidae
Gene: TNN
Product: tenascin N
Biological process (GO): regulation of cell adhesion
Cellular component (GO): perisynaptic extracellular matrix
Molecular function (GO): protein binding
Source: RefSeq, a predicted model, not a curated record